CGAAAGUAACCUGUGCACAGGGAAGAUUUUUUGGAAAGAAGACAUUCUUCAGCUUCUUGAAAUCAGUCCAUACUCGCUGCUUUCCAGAUCUCUGCUUUUCGAUGAAGAAAGUAAUAAUCAAGGGUUUUUAAUCAAGCUUCUAACAUAUGUAACACAACAUCAUGCACCUCGUCUUUGCCACGAUGCUUCAACUCAGACAGCCGGAAUUGGAAAUAGUGGUGAGUCUCUCGCUCAAAAGAUGAAAAUGAUGCAAAAGGAAGAUAAUAAUGGCAGUGAAGAUGAAAAGGUUUUAUCCCAAAUGAAACUGGAGGGAUAUAGAAGGGACACUGAAACACAGACGCAAAUGGAUGUUAAUGUAAAAACGCACUAUUUCGAAGAUGUUGAAAUUGCCAAGCAGAGGUUGGAAAUAAAGAUGCAGUUUCAAAAGGAAUUUGAUAAAGUGAGACAAGAACUGGAGAUGACCUAUGGUAUUAAGACAAAGGCAUUAAGUUCCAAGGAAAAUAACAGUAUAGAUCGAUUAAAAAAAGAACAAGAGACUAAGGAAAACAAUGUCUUGCUCCAGAGACAACAAUUGCUGAAGGAAAUGGAAAAACUGCUACAGCAAGAAAAUGAGCUGAGGAUGCAAAUGGAGGCAUUUAAAGAGAUUUGUAAAAUACACGAAGAGAAGGUCAAAACCACCAUGGAAUUGUUGAGAACAGAGCUGGUGAUAAAAACAAUGGAAGACACAUAUGACCAGAUGGUCCAGAAAGAACUCUCCAAAUACGAAUUAGAGGCAAAGGAUGAAUACGUCAAGAGAACAGAUGAACUCAUGGAAAGCAAGCACAGAGGGGAUCUGGAAACCAUACGUGUCCACACUGAGUUGGCUGUAAUUAGUAUGAAACCAGAAGAUCUCUGCAAAAUCAGCUUAGAGGUGAAACAGCUGCAGGAUGAAUUGAAGCCCUCACAGCAGAUGACCUCUGUGCUGAAUCAAGAGAAGAAGCUACUAUGGAAUAAACUUGAUAGCAUGAAUGACUAUCCCAGAUUAAAAAGUGAGAAAGCUAUGUUGGAGGAGCGAGUGCAGCUUCUCGAUACACACUUGGAGUAUUUGAAGGUGGAGAACCAGCGGAUGUGUGCAGACUUGGAUAAGCCCCCUCAAGAACAACUGGCUUUGCAGUCAGAGCUACGGAGGCUGAAAACUGAACACCAGAUGGAAAAAGAAGCAUUUAACAACCAGAAGCAAGUUCUGCAGGAACAGGUGUUGAAUAAGGUGGAGCAAUGUGGUCAGCUCAAGCUCCAACUUACAGAAUGUGAGGAGAAGUUACAGUGGCUCACUGGUCAUGUUGAAGACCUAAAGAAACGUCUCCAUCAAAAUCAAGAAUUCAAAAGAUGUCUCCGGGCCAUUUCCAAGUCUAACAAGGAGGUUCUCUCCAGAAAGCAUGUGAACCAAACUCCGCAGAUAGGCACAACUUGUUUUAUUUUGCAAAAGCAUGAGUCAUGUGGAAAUCCCAACAAGGAGCUGGGGAUUGAACCCAGCGUUUGGAUUCUACAGCUGCAGAAGGAAGCUGAGGCACUCCAGGAAGCUUACAGAAACUUUCGACCUGAGCAGUCAACCUCAGUUCUUGAGUGGAGCAUUCUCUACUGA
Syngnathoides biaculeatus (alligator pipefish) is the source of this 1621-nucleotide messenger RNA. RefSeq names its product centriole and centriolar satellite protein ofd1-like. Gene Ontology annotation, cellular component: centrosome; ciliary basal body. Bases 239 to 1621 code for a protein of 460 amino acids. Gene Ontology annotation, biological process: epithelial cilium movement involved in determination of left/right asymmetry. Lineage: Eukaryota; Metazoa; Chordata; Actinopteri; Syngnathiformes; Syngnathidae. The transcript is spliced from 2 exons. The record is from RefSeq and is a predicted model, not a curated record.